Helobdella robusta is the source of this 1152-nucleotide messenger RNA. RefSeq lists its product as hypothetical. The annotation marks the transcript as partial. Gene Ontology annotation, biological process: lipid metabolic process. Lineage: Eukaryota; Metazoa; Annelida; Clitellata; Rhynchobdellida; Glossiphoniidae. The transcript is spliced from 9 exons. The record is from RefSeq and is a predicted model, not a curated record. Gene Ontology annotation, molecular function: hydrolase activity, acting on ester bonds.
UCUGAAAUAAUAAGAAGCAAAGGCUACCAGUGCAUCGACCACAUCGUCCAAACGAGCGACGGCUUCUUGUUAAGUUUGCAAAGAGUCAACAACAGAUCCUUCGCGAGAUUAGAUGUGUAUGACACGCUCGCUUCAAACGACGAGAAUGAUGGAAAGCCUGUUGCGUUUCUGCAGCAUGGCUUGUUUGAUGCAUCUUCAACUUGGGUCAUUAAUCAACAGCACCAGAGUUUAGGAUUUGUGCUGGCAGACGCUGGAUACGACGUCUGGAUAGGGAAUAUCCGCGGUAACACUUACUCAAGAAGGAAUGUUCAUUACAAUCCGGCUGAUCCCAGAUUUUGGGAUUGGAGUUGGGACGAAAUGGCCAGGUACGACAUCCCGUCAAUGUUACAUUACAUAAAUAACGCUACAAAGCAAAGAAUAAAUUAUAUUGGUCACUCACAAGGAACCCUCGUUGCCUUUGUGGCCUUUGCGAAUGACCAACAUCUAGCUAAUUUGGUGGACAACCUGAUAGCACUUGGUCCGGUAACAACAGUUGGUCAUAUUGUGGGCUUCUUCAAACUCCUCUCUGAGAUUGCCAUUGUUCCAGAGACCCUGUUCAAACUGUUCGGCAUACACGAGUUCCUCUCCUCAACGACGUACAUGAAGUGGGUGGCCCAACAUGUCUGUCGCGAGGUGAUCCUCAAGGAACUCUGCAUUGCGUCUGUCCUACUCGGUGGUCUCAAUCAUUAUAACGUUAAUGAGACCAGAGUGCCAGUGUACAUAUCUCACACGCCAGCCGGUACCUCAGUGAAGAAUGUUGUACAUUUUGUGCAGAUGGUUCGAUCAAAGAAAUGCAUGGCUUACGACUACAACAACGAAAAAGAUAACUUUGAUCACUACAACCAAACAACAGCUCCGGUAUACAACAUCAGCAACAUGCACGUUCCAACCUACCUUUUCUAUGGUGGAAAAGAUGAACUGGCGGACCCAACGGAUGUAGCAAACAUAAUAGAAAGCCUGCCAAAUAUCAAAGAGGCCAUAGAAAUACCUGAGUACAAGCACUUGGACUUCAUCUGGGGUUUGGACGCCAGCAAAAAAGUUUACGAAAAGAUUUUAAACAUCCUGCCAAAAUAUGGCGGUCGCAUAUAUAAAAACGCCAACAACCAUUUCUAA